Molecule: messenger RNA, 3626 nt
Organism: Coffea eugenioides
Lineage: Eukaryota; Viridiplantae; Streptophyta; Magnoliopsida; Gentianales; Rubiaceae
Product: pentatricopeptide repeat-containing protein At3g62890-like
Exons: 5
Coding region: 276-2663 (795 amino acids)
Biological process (GO): RNA modification
Molecular function (GO): protein binding; zinc ion binding; RNA binding
Source: RefSeq, a predicted model, not a curated record
UUCAUUUUUUCAAACCCGAAGUCCUAAUUUCUAAAACCCUAAAAAUCCCUUCAAUUUUUAUUCGCCAAAAAUAGAAGAAAAAAAUGGAAAGAAUAUAGGAAAACCUUGCAGGGCAUAAUUAAUCUUGUAAUCUUGAACACAAGACAGCUAAAAGAAUGGGUGUAAAGGAGGACAUAUGAUACGGCUACACUUGUUCAGUGAAUGUGAUUCUUGGAAUCCAAUGGCUGAUCCCUUUCACUUCUAGCACUUGAAAAACUUCUGUUACUCCCCAAAACAUGCAAGUUGUUCACAAACUCGGCCUGAAAUCACUUAUAUUAACACCAAUUGUUUGCAACACUACUCGUUAUGUCAGCACCCAAAACUUAGUUACAGAUUCACCCAGCUCUGCCAACUAUGACUACCUCAUCAACAAGGCAGGACGUGACCGAGACUUUGGUACUGUGCAACAUCUCCUAAUGAAGCGCACCAGGGAUGGUUGCUUCUAUACCAACAACACUUUCAAGUUCAUAUCCACAGACCUCUCUGUGCUUGAUGACCUGUUAAAAAUCCUGGCUGGUCUUAGCCAUGGGUUCCCCAAGAAGAGUGCACAUGACUGCCUCGUUAACCAACUCUCAAAGUUGCAUCGCACAACCGAAGCACUGCACGUGGCAGAGAUUAUGGUACAGAACAACUAUGGUGCAAAUGCCUGUACAUUUCAUCCCAUACUGAAUGAACUGACCAAGAAAAAGAAUAUGGAUGAAGCAUGGCGUGUGAUGCAGGUGAUGAGAGAGUAUGGAAUUAAGCCUGAUCUGACUGCUUAUAAUUAUUUGCUGACUGCUCAUUGUUAUGGUGGGGAUCUGACUUCUGCUGCUUACCUGCUGACAAAAAUGGAGGAGGAUAAAAUGGGAGCAGAUAGUAGAACUUAUGAUGCACUUGUAUUGGGAGCAUGUAGAGCUGGGAGAAUAGAUGGGGCUUUGAUGGUGUUGAGGAGCUGCGGCGAUAUCAACUCCGCUGUGAAAUUAUUCAGCGCCGUUGAAUACCCGUCUACUCUUCUAUUCAAUGCAAUUAUUCGCGCGUUUACUUUAUACGGAGAGUCCCAUACGACUAUCCUGAUUUAUAGUCAAAUGCAUUCUCUUGGUUUGCGCGGGGACUAUUUCACUUUCCCAUUUGUGUUGAAGUCUUGCGCGAAUUCAUUGUGUUUUGAGCUGGGAAAGUGCGUUCAUGGGCUGAGUUUGAGGAGUGGUUUAAAUUUUGAUAUCUAUGUAGGGACUUCCUUGAUUGAUAUGUAUGUCAAAUGUGGUGCACUCGAUGUUGCGCGGACGAUGUUUGACGAAAUGCCUGUCAGAGAUACGUCUUCUUGGAAUGCAUUGAUUGCUGGGUAUAUGAAAGAUGGAUUCGUGAAUUCUGCUGAGGGGUUGUUUCGGGCUAUGCCCAAUAGGAGUAUCGUGUCUUGGACUGCUAUGAUUUCGGGGUACACCCAGAAUGGAUUUGCGGACAAGGCACUGGGAUUAUUUGACGAGAUGAUAAGUCGGGACACAGAUGUGGUGAAGCCCAAUUGGGUGACGAUAAUAAGUGUUUUACCUGCGUGUGCACAUUCAGCUGCGCUUGAGCGCGGGAGACAGAUUCAUCAAUAUGCCAGGGAAAGGGGUUUUGACUCCAAUACAUCAGUAAUGACGGCUCUUAUGGCCAUGUACUCAAAAUGUGGCAGCUUGGCUGAUGCUCACGUAUGUUUUGGUCGGUUGAGGCCAAAUGAGAGGAAUUUAGUAGCAUGGAACACUAUGAUCACUGCUUAUGCAUCUCAUGGAUGUGGCAAGGAGGCGGUUUCCACGUUCGAGCAAAUGAUUGGAGCUGGGGUUCAACCUGAUGCAAUUACAUUUACGGGGCUGUUAUCAGGGUGUAGCCAUUCUGGCCUUGUGGAUGCUGGAUUGAAAUAUUUCAACUGUAUGAGAUCAAUGUUCUUGGUUGAUCCAACACUCGAGCAUUAUGCUUGUGUUGUAGACCUUCUGGGCCGUGCUGGACGAUUGGUGGAAGCUUAUAAUCUCAUCUCUCAAAUGCCAAUGCAAGCUGGACCAAGUGUCUGGGGUUCCUUACUUGCUGCUAGUCAUAAACACAGAAAUUUAGAGAUUGCAGAACUAGCAGCUAAAAAGUUGUUUGUCUUGGAGCCUGCUAAUGCUGGGAAUUAUGUCAUGCUUUCAAACAUGUAUGCAAAGGCUGAUAUGUGGGAAGAAGUGAACAGUUUAAGAACUCUAUUCAAGUCGAAGGGUGUGAAGAAGACUCCUGGGUGUAGUUGGACUGAAGUGAACGGAAAAGCACAUUUAUUUCGUUGUGGUGAUACGUCUCACCUUCAGACAAAGGAAAUUUACUCCUUGUUGGAGGAGCUACCAGAGAAGAUCAAGGCAGCUGGUUACAUGCCAGACACUAGUUUUGCCCUGCAUGAUGUUUCUGAAGAGGAGAAAGAACAUUAUCUCACUACACACAGCGAGAAGCUGGCUGUUGCAUUUGGGCUUCUUAGCACAAGCCCUGAUACUGUCAUUCGUGUCACAAAGAACCUUAGAAUUUGUGGAGACUGUCACACAGUCAUCAAAUUCAUUUCUAAAAUAUAUAGACGUGAAGUCAUUGUAAGGGAUGUUAAUCGGUUUCAUCAUUUUAAAGAUGGAUCCUGCUCAUGUGGUGAUUAUUGGUAAAUGCAGAUAUAGUUGCAGUUUUCAGUUCACUAUAAGUUUUCUCAGAAGCUGGAUAUUCGCAGGUCCUCUUUUGGAGCUUUUUGCAAGGAAGCUGCAAUGUUGCAUCUGGAUUGAUAUUAGCUGCUACGAAGCAGAGAAAUUCGUGGUUUUAAGAUAUUGAAACAGUGUGGGAGACUUAUUGCAUUAGUGUUCAAGAUGAAUCAUAAAGCUGAAAACUUUAGGGGGUAGAAUGGCAUCUAUUUCCAGAUUCUUCUACUUCAUGCUUGCAGGCCAUAAGAAUGUCUAUCCUGGACUGUAAAAACAUCAUCUUUGGUAUGUAAUGGUUCACUCGCAAGUUCAAUAUCAUGAUGACCUCUAGAGAUGAUACUUAUAAGGAAGGUCAUUGUCUUCAUCAUUCUAAAGAUGGUUUUUAUUUAUUUGGACACGACAAUUCCUCGUGAUCAGAUGAAUCAUCUUGUGGAUUGCAACUGGAGGAGGUAUCAGCUUUCAAACUCGUGGUGAUGUACUUUGUCCUUUGGGCAGACUAUCCAGAUUCUAAGUACAAGGGCAAUUCAAAGAAUAAGUGUUGGAAGAGUGAAGAAUUUGAUCAGCUGACUGGUGAUUCCUGCUUCGAGAGCUUCAGCUGUGUGACUGUGGUUCAUGCCAUACCUGUUGUCAAAAUUGCAGACUGGGGAAACCUGGAGCCUGGGAUGUAGUUUCCAUUUACAUCCGUUUGUGCCUUGAGUCUUAGCUUCAACUUUGUAAACCGGUUCAUCUGACAAGCCUACAGCCUAGUUAGUGAUUUGAAGUGUAAAUGUUUGUUUUGCCAAUUAGAAUAUAUUACAAUUCGUGAAAAGAGAUGCUAAUGUAGUAGCUCAUUGAUUAGGUAAAUUUGCCAAGAACUAUGAGAUGUUAGAGUGGGAUCAUGUUAUUAAAGAUUGUGUACGUUCUGCUCUAAUCAGAGAUGUUGCAAGUUUGAAGCAA